This is a messenger RNA of Procambarus clarkii (red swamp crayfish), 1128 nucleotides long. NCBI's taxonomy places the organism in Eukaryota, Metazoa, Arthropoda, Malacostraca, Decapoda, Cambaridae. The record is from RefSeq and is a predicted model, not a curated record.
AUGGAAGAGUCUCCAUCACUGAUGGAAGUGUCUCCAUCACUGAUGGAAGUGUCUCCAUCAGUGAUGGAAGAGUCUCCAUCAGUGAUGGAAGAGUCUCCAUCAGUGAUGGAAGAGUCUCCAUCAGUGAUGGAAGAGUCUCCAUCAGUGAUGGAAGAGUCUCCAUCAGUGAUGGAAGAGUCUCCAUCAGUGAUGGAAGAGUCUCCAUCAGUGAUGGAAGAGUCUCCAUCAGUGAUGGAAGAGUCUCCAUCAGUGAUGGAAGAGUCUCCAUCAGUGAUGGAAGAGUCUCCAUCAGUGAUGGAGACUGACGGAACAAGGAACUCUCCACUUAUGAUGGCAGGGUACAACCCAAUGUUGUGGAUCAUGAACCGUUCCCACGCUACAACAGGAAACCCAAACGGUCGUAUGGUUCCCAGCUCCCUCACUCAAAACUUGAGAAUUACGGGGCAUGUUGACGAGACUUGCGAGAGCGUCUCCGGGGUUGACGAGACUUGCGAGAGCGUCUCCGGGGUUGACGAGACUUGCGAGAGCGUCUCCGGGGUUGACGAGACUUGCGAGAGCGUCUCCGGGGUUGACGAGACUUGCGAGAGCGUCUCCGGGGUUGACGAGACUUGCGAGAGCGUCUCCGUGGUUGACGAGACUUGCGAGAGCGUCUCCGGGGUUGACGAGACUUGCGAGAGCGUCUCCGGGGUUGACGAGACUUGCGAGAGCGUCUCCGGGGUUGACGAGACUUGCGAGAGCGUCUCCGGGGUUGACGAGACUUGCGAGAGCGUCUCCGGGGUUGACGAGACUUGCGAGAGCGUCUCCGGGGUUGACGAGACUUGCGAGAGCGUCUCCGGGGUUGACGAGACUUGCGAGAGCGUCUCCGGGGUUGACGAGACUUGCGAGAGCGUCUCCGGGGUUGACGAGACUUGCGAGAGCGUCUCCGGGAGCGUCUCCGAGGUUGACGAGACUUGCGAGAGCGUCUCCGAGGUUGACGAGACUUGCGAGAGCGUCUCCGAGGUUGACGAGACUUGCGAGAGCGUCUCCGAGGUUGACGAGACUUGCGAGAGCGUCUCCGAGGUUGACGAGACUUGCGAGAGCGUCUCCGAGGUUGACGAGACUUGCGAGAGCGUCUCCGAGGUCCCAUGA